Messenger RNA from Closterium sp. Naga37s-1, 1338 nucleotides. The record is from the annotation of a GenBank genome assembly. Lineage: Eukaryota; Viridiplantae; Streptophyta; Zygnematophyceae; Desmidiales; Closteriaceae.
AUGUCGGAGGAGCUCAUCUGGGAGCUCUUCGUGCAGGCGGGGCCCGUCGUGAACGUGUAUGUGCCCAAGGAUCGGGUGACGGGGCAGCACCAGGGGUACGGCUUUGUGGAGUUCCGCUCCGAAGAGGAUGCCGACUAUGCAGUGAAGGUGCUGAACAUGGUGAAGGUGUUUGGGCGCCCCAUGCGCGUGAACAAGGCCAGCCAGGACCGCCGCACUGUGGACGUCGGUGCCAACCUCUUCAUCGGUAACCUUGACCCUGACGUGGAUGAGAAGGUGCUAUACGACACCUUCAGUGCCUUCGGUGUCAUCGUCACCAACCCCAAGAUCAUGAGGGAUACGGAGAGUGGCAACUCCAAGGGCUUCGGAUUCAUAAGCUACGAUUCAUUCGAGGCGUCUGAUGCCGCCAUUGAGGCCAUGAACGGGCAGUACCUGUGCAACCGGGCCAUCUCGGUGUCGUAUGCCUUCAAGAAGGACACCAAGGGGGAGCGACACGGCACCCCAGCAGAGCGACUGCUGGCAGCGAACAACCCGUCCACCACCCGUCAUCGCCCCCACACCAUGUUCGCUGCAGCUCCCCCCUCCGCCCCCCCUCCUCCUCCCCCCUCUCGCCCGCCUCCACCUUCCAUCCCCCCUGCUGCCGCCCCUCCCCCUCCUCGCCCGUACACCUCUCCUGCUCCCCCUGCCCCCCCGCCUGCACCUUCCCCUUACCGCCCCCCUCCUCCCCCAUCCUAUGGCGGUGCAGGCGCGUCCCCUGCUCCCCCUUACUACCCCCCUCCCCAGAUGCGCCCUCCACCUCCAUCCCAACAGUAUCCCCCCCACCAGAUGCCACCUCCUCCCCCACAGCAUUGGCAGCAGAACCAGCCCCCGCCCCCUCCCCAGCACUAUGCUCCCCCGCCUCGCAUGCCCCCCCCUCCCCACCAUGGCGGAGCACCAGGGGGGGGCUAUGGUCCCCCGCCCCCCCAUGGGGGAGCACCAGGAAGGGGAUAUCCCCCCCCUCCCCACCACGGCGGAGCACCAGGGGGAGGAUAUCCGCCCCCUCCCCCUCAAGGCGGAGCACCAGGGGGAGGCUACCCUCCCCCUCCGCGCUACCCCACUCCUGGCGGCCCUCCCCCCGCCUAUCCCCCACCUGGCCAGGGUUACGCCAUGCCGCCUCCUCCCCCUCAGCCCCACCAAGGGGGGUGGCGGCCGGGGCAGCCCCCCCCUCCCCCUGCGCCUGGUGCAGGGGGGGCAGGUGGGGGUGGGCCAGGGCCCAACGUGAAUGUUCCUCCUCCGCCCCGACCACCCAUGGGGGGAGCUCCUCCUGGGGGCAGUGUGCUUGGGGCCGCCCCAGGGACAUAA